ACAGUACAUGGCUUUCAUUUCACCCUAAUAUUAAUGCCAAUUGAAAAAAUUCGGAUGGUAACAGCCACGUUAGAGGCAAAAUUAACAAAUUUACAUCUUUUCACUUUCUCUUCAAUCUAUAUUUCCGUAUUCAACACAAUUUGACUGUUCUAGGGUUUUUGCAUUCAUCAUGUUAUCGCUGUGGAUCUCACAAAUUGCCUGAUUUCGUAGUCGUCAUUAAAAACUUUGAUUUCAUAUUUUUAAAUAUCAGAUAAUUCGUUGUAAGGUCUGUUUUAUUUGCCUACUCUGUCCUGCAAGUGGUUCUCAAUAUUUUAAUCAUGGUGAUUUAGCUGGCAGUUGUGUUUUGCUCCCUUUCAGACUGGUUCUUAUCAAUGUUAUUUCAACCAUAGAUUAUUAGUAUCGAAAAUCUAAUAUGAUAGCUCCUUUCGUUCACAGUCUGAGGAUAUACGACACAUAAACAUCAAAUCCCCGUGCCCCCAAAAAACAAAAACCUAAUGCAAAUUUGCAAAGCACUUAUUGGUUUGAACGCAUGGAUUUUCCAAGUUUCCAGGACACAAAGUGACGGAUUGAAAGCGAAAUUAUGUCAACUGUGGCAAUUUGUGGAAAUAUCAUUUUUCAUAUACAGAGAAAGUCAAGCAUAGGAGACGACUCCGAACCGGAAUGCUGUGGUUAACUUUUUAAGUUCAAUUCUGACUUUCAUCUUGAAUAAGUCAUCUGAUAUCAUUUAUCCAGAAUAGGGGAGAGGGCCUAUAGGGACGGAGUUUAAUAAUGGGAUGUCAGUGGAAUACAAUUAUAUAAUUAGUCUAUUAGUUGAGGAAGAAAAAAAUGUCAUGUGAAUAUUUAUCUUUAAAAAUAUUUCACUAAAAUGCAUUGACACCACUUAUCUUAAAAAGAUUUCACUAAAAUGCAUUGAUACGACAUAUAAGACAGAGAUCUACAAAUUGUUUUUUAAGACUUUCAAACCGUUUAAACUUACAUAAGUGGGAAGGUAACAGCAUAAGUUUUUGGGUUGGGUGGAGCCUUGCUUCAGUUUCUAGGGAGCCGAGCGGAGAGAUUUAGUACUUUAAGUAUAUAAUGAAGAAAAAGGCCACCUUUCUGUCUGUUUCAGUUUUGUUUUGGUCUCUGGUAUUAUUUACUGCUGCACAAAGAACAUAUCCUAAUGAAGUUAGAGCCCUUGACAAAAUUAGGAGGAGUCUCGGAGAUUCUUUCGGAAACCUAAAUAGCUGGAAUCAUGGUGAUCCAUAUAACUCAAAGUGGAUAGGAGUUGUCUGCCAUGGCAAUGCUAGUGCUGAUGGAUAUUUUCACGUAAUGCAGCUGGAAUUGUUGAAUCUGAAUCUUUCUGGAAGUUUAGCUCCAGAAAUCGGACAACUACAACAGCUUACAGUUUUGAAUUUCAUGUGGAACAAGAUAAGUGGCACCAUCCCAAAGGCAAUAGGAAAUAUAACAACUCUCAAACUCUUGAGUCUAAGGAAUUGCGGCUUGCUGGGAUCUAUACCAGACUUUAGUAGCAUACCUGCUUUGUUAGUUUUAGAUCUGAGCCACAAUAAUCUGACAGGCAAGAUUCCAUCAUCUGCUCUCUCAAUGAACAUUACUACCAUUGAUCUAUCGCACAAUAAUCUUAAUGGAUCAAUACCAAAAAGCUUUGCAGCAUUGCCUCAACUUCAAAGGCUAUCACUUGAAAACAAUCAGCUCAGUGGUGCUGUACCAGAUGGCAUUGGGUUGAAUAUAAUAUUUGGUUCUAAUGCAACACUGUUUCUCGAUUUCCGAAACAAUAACCUUACCAAUGUAAAAGCUUCAAAAACUGCAACAAUUCCAAAUAUCACCAUGUGGUUGCAGGGUAACCCUGUUUGCAGCCAAAAUAGCCAAAGUAGAAUAGCUGAAUUCUGUGGUACUCAAAAGAGAAUUGAAGACACUUGUGGAAGCACCAACAACAGUUUUACUAAAUGCUCUCCGAACUCCUGUACAGCUCCAUAUUAUGAGUAUAUCCCAGGCACUGAUUGUUUCUGUGUGGUCCCCUUUGAAAUUGGAAUGCGUUUGAAGAGUCCUGGUUUCUCCCAGUUCCCUCAUUAUCGAAAGAGAUUUGACGAGUAUAUGUCAUCUGGAUUGAAUUUAAUUUUAUAUCAGUUUUCCGUAAUCACAUAUAUCUGGGAACCAGGUCCAAGAUUGUCGAUGAACACGAAGUUCUUCCCUCCUAAGAUUCGCGGAGUGUAUUUAUUCAAUGAAAGUGAGAUUCAUCGAAUACGAAAGAGAUUUGCUGAAUGGACAAUUCCUGAUAGUGAAAUAUUUGGGCCACGUGAAUGGAUAAAUAUUACACUUGAGGAGCCAUAUGCACGACCAAAUCAGUAUUACUUGAGGAGAAACAGGUCAAACACAAACCUACAAAAUUCACCAGAGACUGAAGAGGAGGGUAACCCUUUUUCAGCACCAGCUAUGGGUGACAGAGAUGGGGAAAGGGGAGAACCUAGCACUAGGGAGAUGCUCAGUGAUCUUGCUAGGAGUCAGAGGGAGCUCCAGGCUACAUUGCAGCAAAUGGCUAUAGCAUUUACACGACAUUUGACAAAAGCAAAUCAAGGCAAUAAUGGCAACCAAGGUAAUAAUACCAAUCAGGGUAAUAAUGCUAAUCAGGGAGGUGGACAGGGUAAUGGAGGUAAUGGAGACGCAUCGGUUAACAGGGGAACCGAGACAUAUGCUAGAGCAGGGAAGGCUUCAGCACGGACAUGGGUCCAGAAAUUAGAUACUUAUUUUCAGCUUAAUCCCAUGCUUGAGGAGGAUGCGAUUAAGUAUGUUGCAUUGCACUUGGAUGGGAGUGCACAUGAGUGGUGGCACCAUGGUAUGGUCACAUUGGGCCAUAAUCAGAUAGACACAUACGCAGAGUUCACUGAGAGGUUGAUUGACAGGUUUGAUACGAAGGAUCUAGAACUCCAUUUCAAGGAGUUAGCUCAGUUGAGACAGUGGGGUCCUAUCGACAGUUACAUCUCAGAUUUCCAGAGACUAUCAGUGUUGGUUACAGACAUUUCGGAGAGGAGGUUGAUUCCUCAGAAAAAGGAAUCAAAGAGGUUAGACAAUGAGACACUGAACGAGUUGAGGCGGAAAAAACUAUGUUUUCAGUGUAGGGAGCCGUGGGAUUUAUCUCACAAGUGUCCUCUGAAGGCUAAGGCCAACCAGAUGGAGUCCUUCUCUGCUGAGGAGUCACAGUCAGAGGAUGAGGAGCAGCAGUCAGAAUCUGAUGGUGAGAGCAGUGCCACUGAGGAGGGUUCAGGGAAUGAGAAGUCCUUAGCUAGAUUGACAGGUGCUCAAAAGGCAAUUACUUUUAAGGUGCGUGGCAUCAUACAAGGACAGAAGGUGGUUGCUUUGCUGGACACUGGGGCCACACAUAAUUUCAUAGAUUCACAGUUAGUGGCUAGGAGAGGGUGGCAAACUAAAGAACAUCCAGGAUUCCAAGUCAUGGUAGCUAGUGGUCACAAGUUACUAUGCACACAGAAGAUUACAAAUCCUUGCAUCAGACUGGGAGAUGCUUAUGAGCUUCAGGAUGAGUUCUAUGUUGUGGACAUGGAUGAUUAUGACGUCAUCCUAGGGAUGACUUGGAUGGCAUCGUUGAGAGAGUUUACUCUCAACAUGGAAAGAGUAGAGAUGAGGUUCCAGCAUGAGGGCAGGACCGUGGUACUCAAAGGAUUAUCAGAUGGUAGUUGUAGGAUAGUUUCUUUGAGGAGGAUGGAGAAGUUGUUCAAACAUGAUGAUGUUGAGUGGGCAGCGGAGUGCUUGAUUAUGCCAGCAUCACCAGAACCACAAGUUAAGAGUCAUCCGCCUGAUAUGCAGGACAUCCUUAAUAGACAUGCCAAGAAUAAGGGAGAGCACACGUUCCCUGCAGGUUUACUACAGCCCUUGCCCAUUCCGGACAAGAAAUGGGAAAGUAUUUCAAUGGACUUUAUCACUGGGUUACCACGAGUGCAAGGGAGAGAUUGCAUCUAUGUGGUGGUAGACCGCUUAACGAAGUUCACUCACUUCUUUGCUAUUCUGUCCACUUACACAGCAGCACAGCAAAGGGCUUGGGUUAGAUGGUUGCAUAUGGGAGAGUACUGUUACAAUACUGCAUAUCAUAUGUCCAUCAGGAUGACACCCUUCAUGGCACUUUAUGGUUAUGAAGCACCAAGCUUCAUGGAUUUGGUUUUGGGGGACAGCAAGGUGCCCAAAGCCAAAGACUUAUUGCAGGAUAGUCAGGAUAUCUUGAGAGUGCUCAAGGAGAACGUACAGCGGGCUCAGAAUCAGCAGAAGUUGUAUGCUGAUCAGCACAGGGUAGAACGCAGUUUUGAGGUAGGGGAUAUGGUGUACUUGAGGCUACAGCCAUAUAGGCAAUCAUCGCUCAAGAGGAGCGGAGCAGAGAAGCUGAAGCCUAGAUUUUAUGAAUUUAAUGUCAGGGAUAUCAAAUUGUUUUCUGAGCAGAUGUUGGUUUAUGAGUACAUGCCAAACGGAACUCUACGUGAACAUCUCUCCGCAAGCUCAAAAAAGCCUCUAAACUUUGUCCAGCGCCUUCGUAUUGCUUUGGGAGCAGCUAGAGGCAUUCUUUAUCUCCAUACUGAGGCCAAUCCUCCCAUAUUCCAUCGUGACAUAAAGGCAAGCAACAUAUUAUUGGAUCAUAAAUUUAAUGCGAGGGUUGCAGAUUUUGGCCUGUCAAAGCUUGCACCAUUACCUGAUCUUGAAGGUUCAGCUCCAGGUCAUGUAUCAACUGUAGUGAAGGGCACUCCGGGCUACCUCGAUCCAGAAUACUUCUUGACUCACAAGCUUACUGAUAAGAGUGAUGUUUACAGUUUUGGUGUGGUACUCCUUGAGCUUUUGACAGGCAUGCAACCCAUUCAACAUGGAAAGAACAUUGUCAGGGAGGUGAAAAUGGCACAUGAAUCUGGAAUGAUUCUAUCUGUGAUCGAUCAGAGGAUGGGUUCAUACCCUAUAGAAUGCUUGGAGCCAUUUAACAAUCUGGCAUUAUCCUGCUGCAAGAAUGAAACAGAUACACGCCCUUCCAUGGCUGAGGUGGUCGACAAGCUUGAGAAGAUCUUGCAGUUUACACCAAGACUAGACCCCACACCCAUGCAGUCUGGUGAAAUGGGUGCUUUCACAGAAAACGUACCCUUCUUAGUUGAGAUGACAAGUCAAAAUCCAUAUGUGUCUUCCAGUAUUCUUGGAAGUGAACUUGUGAGUGGAACCAUUCCUGAAAUCGUACCACGCUAAGGCAGCAUAGUUUUAGUUCACAAUAAAGAAAAUGGGUAUACCUGUGAUCAUUAUCUAUCUCAAAAGGUGCUGUCAGCAAGAGAUUGAUGAAGCUAAGUACCCAUCACACAGAUAUGUUGGGGAAUGAAUGUGAACACUUACUCCAUAUAUUGAUUAGGCUUCUUGUAAAAAUUGCAUACACCAGACCAAUAUUAUUUCUGUGAAUAUCAAAUUCCUAGUAGGAAAAUAGAGCCUUGCCUAGAAUCAGUAAGUACUUUGUGCUAAUGUUAUUGUUGUAUCAUUGUAAAUUAUAGUCCUGGAUCCAAUUUUAUACAGGACCUUAUGGGCCUGGCAGACUAUAACUCCUGUAUUUUUAUUGUUUAUAUGACUAUUUAUUUUUUAUAGUUCUGUAUCAUGUUUUAUACAGGACUAUAUAACCCAGCAGACUUUUAAACUCCUGUAUAUUUAUUUUACAUAUAAAUAUAGUUUUUUAAAAAAUAAUGGAAGAAGACAAAUUUGAAUUA
Molecule: messenger RNA, 5726 nt
Organism: Cryptomeria japonica (Japanese cedar)
Lineage: Eukaryota; Viridiplantae; Streptophyta; Pinopsida; Cupressales; Cupressaceae
Exons: 19
Coding region: 1075-5223 (1382 amino acids)
Biological process (GO): proteolysis; protein phosphorylation
Molecular function (GO): protein kinase activity; protein binding; nucleic acid binding
Source: RefSeq, a predicted model, not a curated record